Messenger RNA from Hemibagrus wyckioides, 3201 nucleotides. RefSeq names its product coronin 2Aa (gene coro2aa). NCBI's taxonomy places the organism in Eukaryota, Metazoa, Chordata, Actinopteri, Siluriformes, Bagridae. Bases 354 to 1925 code for a protein of 523 amino acids. The record is from RefSeq and is a predicted model, not a curated record. The transcript is spliced from 12 exons. Gene Ontology annotation, molecular function: actin filament binding. Gene Ontology annotation, biological process: actin filament organization.
GGAGGAAAGCCGAAACAAGGCGUGUAUAGCCCGGUGUAAAGACACGGCUCGCGCUCAGGUUUCUCCGCCUCCAGGUAUCAUCUUCUUCUUCAUCAUCUUCAUCAUCCUCGUCAUCAGUCCCGCAGCGCUUUUUUUCCCUCAUUAUCAUUUAUCAGCUGUGUGUUCCGUCCUGACUGCAGCUCUUUCACACACACACACACACACACACACACCCGAGGUUGUUUCAUGAGCGCUGGAGGACACACACCGCUGCGGAAACGUGUGAGCGACCUGCUGAGAGAACCCUGAAGAUCCUGACCAUCUCACCUGAGCUCCCGGCGCAAGAGCGUCACAAAGUGUGUGUGUGUGUGUAGAUGACAUGGCGUCCUCAGUACCGCAGCUCAAAGUUCCGUCAUGUGUUCGGUAAAGCCGCCUCUAAGGAGAACUGCUACGAUGGAGUGCCGAUCACGCGCAGUGUCCAUGACAACCAGCUGUGUGCCGUUAACCCGCGCUUCAUCGCCGUCAUCACCGAGUGUGCAGGGGGCGGAGCCUUCCUCGUCCUCUCCAUCAAUCAUACAGGGAAGGUGGACCCCCAUCAUCCAAGGAUCUCUGGUCACAGAGGGAACGUUCUAGAUGUCAAGUGGAAUCCAUUCAAUGAUUUCUGCAUAGCUUCCUGUUCAGAGGAUGCAACGGUGAAAGUGUGGGAGAUUCCUAAACAUGGUGUGAUGAAAAACAUCACAGUUGCAUGGAAGGAGCUUCAGGGUCACUCUCGCCGAGUCGGACUCAUCGAGUGGCAUCCAACUGCAAGUAACGUCCUGUUCAGUACCGGAUACGACUACCAGGUGAUGGUGUGGAACCUGAACACACCUGAGCAGGUUAUUAAGAACCCGGUGCGUUCCAUCAGUGUUCACACAGAUGUGGUUCUCUCCAUGUCCUUUAACACAGACGGCAGUCUCAUGGCCACGUCCUGUAAAGACAAGAAGAUCCGCAUCAUCGACCCACGCACUGGAACACUGCUGCAGGAGACAAACACCAAGACACACAGAGCCAGUAAAGUCAUGUUUCUGGGGAACCUGAAGAUGCUGCUCUCAACUGGGAACUCACGCUGGAACCACCGGCAGAUCGCACUGUGGGAUCAGGAGGACCUUUCACAGUCGUCAUUUCUGGAGGAUUUAGACGGUUCCUCGGGGGUGUUGUUCCCUUUUUACGACCCUGACACACACAUGCUUUACAUAGCUGGCAAAGGAGAUGGAAAUAUCCGAUAUUAUGAAAUCAGCUCUGAGAAACCAUAUGUGCACUACCUGACUGAAUAUCGCUCUCUCCUCCCCCAGAAAGGAAUGGGUGUGAUGCCGAAGCGAGGGCUGGACGUUUGCUCCUGUGAAGUUUUCAGGUUUUACAGACUGGUGACCACAAAGAGCCUCAUUGAGCCACUGUCCAUGAUCGUCCCACGCAGGAGUGAGUCCUAUCAGGAGGAUAUUUACCCGAUGACCGCCGGGAUUGAACCGGCCAUGACAGCAGAGGAGUGGCUGAGCGGUAUGGACAAAGGUCCAGUGCUGGUGUCUCUGAAGCCGGGCUUGGUCACUCAGGUGGAGUUGUGUGAGGAUGAGGAACCGGUCAAAGUUCCCAGUGUUCAGUUAGACACUCGACGCACUCAGACUCGCCCUGGACUUCAGCAGCUGACCUUCACUGAGCACCAGAGGAACAUGGAGGAGGAAAGGAGUGAAAUGAAGAAAGGGGAGAAGAAGGAGCUGAACUUCUCUGAGACCAUCGCUAACGGCCAGAGAGAUAGCACACUCUGUUCACCACCAAAAACUGAAAAUGAGCUCCUGCAGGUUUACUAUAAGCAGCAGGAGGAGAUCCGUCGGCUCCGUGAGCUUCUCGGUCAGAGAGAUGUUCGGAUAAAGCAGCUUGAGCUUGAGAUAAAAAACGUCAGGAACUCAUGCUGAGGGGACACGCACACAGACACACACACACAGACACACACACACACAGACACACACACACACACAGGACCUCAAGCUGCCUAAACCUGCUUUAAUCAUGAAACACUGCGUCACUUUUGUACGGCUGUGUGUUUAAUCAUUAUUUAGUUUAGGUUUUUAUUUUUUACGCCUCACAGCUAUGCAAUGUGAUUUUUAAUCUUUUUUAUUAUUAUUUUUAUUUUUUGGGGAAAAAAGAGAUUAUGUGCCUGUCUUGGAUAAUGCAUUCAGUUCAUUUGUGUGUGUGUGUGUGAGUUAAUUAAUCCCCAGGUGGUGAUGAUGAUGAUGAUGAUUGUGUAACACUCUGAAUGUGAGUGAAACUGCUGUAUGAUAAAGUUACGGGUCUCUCACAGUGACACACUUUAAUUCUCUCUUAUUUAUUUUUCUCUAAUUUUCCUCUUUAUGUUUUAAUUUUUUUUUAAAAAGAGAAUGACCAAAAAACCCCAAGAGAAGUGAUUGUGUUUGGAUUUGUAGCUGAAGAUUUGAAUAAUGUUGUUAAAGAGCAGCAGCAGCGGCGGGGUUUAGUCUUCACUGCCCUGAGCCACGCCUUACCUCUGGGUUGCUUUAAUUCUACACAUUUUAGAAAAAAAGAAUAUAUUUAAAAUAGUCAUGAUUAAGACUCGUGUCCAGCACUGAUCCUGCAAUAAUGUUCAUAUUAUUAAUAUAAUGAUUAGUUUUUAGUCACACACACACACACACACACACAUACUCUGAGAGUUAAAUCACACUGGAGUUUUAAAAUAAAACACAAUUUUAACCUUUAAUUUGUUUCUAAAACAUUGAUUUUUUAUUUUAUAUUCACUUAUUUUAUUUUUUAUCAUUAGUUUCAUUUAUUUUUAUUCCAUUUUUUUCACUACUUAAAUAUUUGUAAUAAUUUAAGACUAUAUUAAUGACUGUUUUUUUUCAUCUGUAGAGAAUUACUUUAAUCUGUGUGUGUGUGUGUGUGUGUGUGUGUCUGUGUGUUAAGGUGUCACUUGUUUUAUUAGCACUUCACGCUAGUCAAAAGCUCAUUAAUAACAGCUUUAUAACACCACCCUGUUGGUCUUUGUAGUGUUUAUUCCUCACUCAGAACACAGUUACAGUCAAAACUCCGCCCUAAAACAUUUACAUAUUAAUAUUUAUCAUUAACAUAUCAUCUGUUUUCACUUUAGUUAACUACAUUACCCACAAUGCCGUUCUGAUGGUGGUGCAGUUGGGUUUUCACUCCUAAUGAGAGUGAUGCAGCGGUGCUUUAGUCCUUUAU